This is a messenger RNA of Lactuca virosa, 1155 nucleotides long. The record is from the annotation of a GenBank genome assembly. NCBI's taxonomy places the organism in Eukaryota, Viridiplantae, Streptophyta, Magnoliopsida, Asterales, Asteraceae.
AUGCCAUCCAUUCGGCGUAUCGAGAAGAAAAUGGAAGAAUGGGAAAAAGCAAAAGAGGUUCUAAAAAGGGUAUUUAAGAAAAUAGACAAGUUAGGAAACAUUGCCACUCAGCAGUUCUUAUACAAAGAGCCAAUACUUGAAGCUGCACGUCGAAAUGCCUAUGAGGUUGUUGAUGAGAUCUUGUCCAGAUCACCUGAAGCAAUUUAUUGGAAAGAUAAAAAAGGGUUUAACAUCAUCCAUUUAGCAGUAACACAUCGUUCAGAAAAAAUCUACAAGCUUAUCUAUGACAAUGUCAAUGUUGAUCGUAGAAGUCUUUAUAAACCACAAUUAGAUUCAUCUGAGAACAAUAUCUUGCACUUGGUUGGAAGAUUGGCGCCUUCAAACAAACUCAAAAGUAGAAGAGGUGCAGCAUUACAGCUUCAACGAGAGCUUCAAUGGUCUCAAGAACUGAAGAAACUUGCGGAUCCAACAUUCACUACUGAAAAGAACAUCUAUGGAGAAACACCAGGUAUGGUGUUUACAAAGGAACACGAAAACAUGGUAAAGGAAGGAGAAACGUGGAUGAAAAGUACAGCAGAAUCAUCCAGCAUCACUGCUGCACUGAUCACUACAAUCGUAUUUGCAGCAGCAAUCACUGUACCAGGUGGAAGCCACCAAGAAACAGGUGUACCAUUAUUUACAAAAAAUGCUGCUUUCAUUGUCUUUGCUGCAUCAGACUCAAUAGCACUGUGUGCAUCGACUAUGUCAUUGCUAAUGUUCUUAUCUAUCCUCACUACACGUUUUGCUGAGCAAGAUUUUCUCUUCGACUUACCAAAUCAGUUAAUUCUUGGUCUUUGCGCAUUGUUGAUAUCUACAACUGCCAUGAUGGUUGCCUUUGGUGCCACUUUGAUCCUUGUCUUUUCUCAUCAGAAAGCAUGGAUGCUUGGUCCAAUCUGUGGAUUACUUUGCAUACCAAUUACGAGUUUUGCUAUUCUUCAGUUUCCUCUUAUAGCCGAUUUAAUCUUAUCAACACAUUUCACCAUAUUUGGCAAGCCAUGUACCAGUCACCGUGGUCAGUUGAAUCGCAAUGGAUUAUGGUUGUUCCCUAGUAAGUUAAGCGAGUACAUUCUGGCUGUCUGGCAUUCAUGUAAUAAUGUAAUUAUAACAGGCGGGUGA